This is a messenger RNA of Clarias gariepinus (North African catfish), 1583 nucleotides long. RefSeq names its product NACHT, LRR and PYD domains-containing protein 1 homolog. The coding region runs from base 1 to 1569 and encodes 522 amino acids. The transcript is spliced from 8 exons. Lineage: Eukaryota; Metazoa; Chordata; Actinopteri; Siluriformes; Clariidae. The record is from RefSeq and is a predicted model, not a curated record. Gene Ontology annotation, biological process: regulation of apoptotic process.
AUGACUGAACAUCUGAACCAGCUUAAUGUUAAAAUGCAAGGUGUUGAAAAUACAGUCUUAUCCCUUCAACAAGCAGUGUUUGCAUCUGAAAACAAGCUAGAACUCUUCAUCGCUGACAUUAAAACAGGUCGUUUAGUACACUUUGAAAAACUGGGGGAGUUUAAAGAUGCAUGCACAGCAAGUGACCCUGCUCAACAUUUUGAUCUUCAGCAGCUAGCGGGCUUCACAUCUAAUCUCCUGCAGUCAUUCAAAGCUCGCUUUGGAGAAUUUCGUAAGCGCACUCGUCUUUUUAAGUUCAUCACCCUGAGUUACAUCCCCGGUGUUUUCGUCAGAGAUUUUGAGCUACAAGCUGCUGACCUGAAGGCCUCAGACAUGUGGCCCUCAUUAGAAGUGGAAGAAUUUGUUCCAGAAUUGGUUGAAAUAAAUGCUGAGGAUAAGAGCAAAGAUGAAUAUAGGUUUCAGUGCCCUCGUGCUGGUCAGUUUAUGUGCAAAUUGACCAACCUUAAGUUUGAGAUGGAAGGGGAAGUACUGUACAGCACAGUGUCUUGGGACAGCUGUCCGCUGGAUGGAUUGGGUCAAAGUGAGCCUGCAGGACCUCUGUACAGUAUCAACAGCCAUGAGGGUUCAAUUCAGUAUCUGCAUAUUCCACAUUGUGAGACCCGUAUAAAUGAGGUGAAACUGACAGUGGCACAUGUGAGUGGUGGUAAUGUGGAGAUUGUUCAGCCACAAAAAGUAACAGACACGCAUGUAAUCAUAAGAAUUCAAGGUCUCUCCAGCUUUGGACUCUUAAAAGCAUGGCUAUUCCAAGCUCCUCCAAUCGAAGCCCAGGUUCUACUGUUCUACACAAAACAGAUUGGAGAGCACAGGAUGAGUAAACUGCACAUGCACCUUCUGCCAGGGAAUGUACAAUAUGAAGAGGUGCAAAAACGGGAUGAAACCAAAACGUACAUAGAGAUAAGUGCCACAUGUGAACUGACCCCUGGUAAAAAAUACUCACCAUUUUAUAAAAACACUGACCGUACGAUUGAAAUCCAACCAGAGUGUCAGAAGUUUUAUUCUGACUAUGGCCCCAACUAUCACCCUACAUUUGAGGUAUUCUUUGAUCCUGAUGUUGACAAACUGACCUUAGGUCUUUGGGAUGAAAAUAAGGAAGUGGUGUGGUCUCGUCUGGUCUUCCUUACAACAGAUACAAAGGCAGCCUCACCCAAACAACAAAGUAGAACAGGUGCUGACUUUAUGGAUCAACACAGAAGAACGCUGAUUCAAAAAGUUUCAUCAGUAAUGGAGAUAGCUGACCGUCUCAAAAGCAAAAACAUGAUUACUGAUGAAAUGUAUGAUAGAUUUAAUUUGCCAACAUUAACAUCACAAGACCAAAUGAGACAUCUGUAUAGAAUUCUCGAAUCAGGAGGAAGAGCUGUGAAAGAAGAAGUCUACAAAACCCUUAAAAAGAGAAUGCCAGGCCUAAUGGAUGAUUUGGAUCCUGGUUGGAUGCGUACUAUGAAAAGAAAUAAGAUGUCUCAACGUAUAAAACAAUUUGUACCAAGAUCUACCUGCUUUAAGUUUACUUAACUUUUAAAGAAACU